GCACUUCUUCCGGUUUUUGUGCAUGUCUGUUCUAUGUUUAGAUCUAGAUCUAACUGGGAAAUAAGUUGAUGUUGUAACAGCAUCUGUGACAUGCAAUAGAGAUCGAAAUACUAAGCAAAAGUUACCAUGGUGAAAUUUAUUGCAACAUCAAGCUUGUUCAAAUAUACAUGGGAGCAAGUGGCAAUAGGUAUAUGGCAAAGGUACCCAAACCCCAACAGUAAACAUGUCCUUACAGAAGAUGUCAUAUCAAGGCACAUAGAGGGAGACAAAUUGAUAUCACGACGUGUACUCACAAAAACAAACAAAAUACCAAAGUGGGGAGAAAGAUUUGUAGGAAGAGACAGAAAUGUGUUAAUAGUAGAGGAAUCUAUUGUGGAUGCAAGUGAAAAAACUAUCACAACAUACACACACAACAUUGGUUUACAAAAAAUAAUGAGUAUUGAGGAAAAAUGUGUGUACAAAGUAAGUGCUGAAAAUCCAUCAUGGACCAUUUGUGAAAGAACAGCUUGGGUCUCAUCAAAGUUAUAUGGCUUGGUUAGCGCACUGGAAGCUUUUGGUGCUAAAAGAUUUUGUACCAAUGCCCAGAAGGCAUCCCUAGGCUUUGAUUAUGUGUUGACUUCCUUAUUUAGGGCAGAUCAUCUUAAAGAUCACCCACUCACAGCUGGAAGUAAAAUCAAAGAAACAGCCCGUAAAGCAGCAGAAAUUGCUAAGUCAAAAGCAGCUCCAAUUUUACCUAGAGCAGCUCCAUCAUAGUCUGAUUAUUGCAAUUAUUAGUUUUUGCUAUUCAAAUUCUGUCUCUAAAUACUGUAUGUCCACACGGUAAAAGUUAUUUACCACACAAUCAAUAGUAUGCUUUGAAAUGUGGGCCAAAAUGUUAGGAAAAAAUUAACUAGGCCAAGGUAAAUAACAAAUGCAAUGGUGCUGCUCCCCCCUUUAAAGUGUGCAAGUGUUUGGUCUUUCCUUUUUGAUUUACUGCACAAAACUUCCCCACUCUUCUGGUACACAGGAUAAAAGGUUUGGAGUUAGUUCUGCUUGCAAUUACUGGGGAUAAGUCUACCAUUUUGGUUACAGAGUUUUGUGUUUAUGGGCAUUUUUUAAAAUGCUAUUAGUCAUAAUGGCUUUGUAGAAUGUAGCAAGGUACAUCGGGUCCAAAUAGUGUACUGUAGUGGGUGAUUGAUGUAUAUAUUUUAUUACACUUCAUGAUGUUGAUACAUGAAUAAAUUUUAUUUAUUUGGAAAUGUAGACCAGUCCUAACCCAUCCAUCAGCUUGACCAAGACGGUUUGUUGUCCAAUGAAGUGAUACAUAUUUAACAUGACCCUUAUACUUACUUGUCUAAUCUGACAUUUUGAUUUUAAAAAUGUAUGAGAUGACGUUAAAAAAUUAAAUGUAAUUGAAAACUUAUUUUGAUUUUAUUGUUAAAUAUCCACCAAUAUACUCCUUAGUAUAUUGAAGCAUGUUAAGUAUUACUUAGUUAUAUUAAAAUUGUGACCUGUUUAUAAACCAAUUAAUUUAAUAAUGCUCACCCAUUGAAAUGGAUAAAAAAUAUUGAUACUCCAUCAAUAUUUAGUAUUUAAUAAUUUAAAUGGGUAAUU
Messenger RNA from Physella acuta, 1593 nucleotides. RefSeq names its product PRELI domain-containing protein 1, mitochondrial. The record is from RefSeq and is a predicted model, not a curated record. Gene Ontology annotation, cellular component: mitochondrial intermembrane space. NCBI's taxonomy places the organism in Eukaryota, Metazoa, Mollusca, Gastropoda, Physidae.